Podarcis muralis (Common wall lizard) is the source of this 2139-nucleotide messenger RNA. The record is from RefSeq and is a predicted model, not a curated record. NCBI's taxonomy places the organism in Eukaryota, Metazoa, Chordata, Lepidosauria, Squamata, Lacertidae.
AUGACUGAAGAGAUUGUGCUUGUAUGCAACGAAGGUUCCGUCACCAUGUUCUACUGUGUCCUGGGCUUCAUGGGCUUCCAGGCCAUAAUCUGCUUCAUUGUGGCUUUCCUGGCUAGGAGGUUGCCUGACACAUUCAAUGAAGCCAGGUUCAUCACCUUCAGCAUGUUGGUCUUCUGCAGUGAAAAUACUAUAACUCGAAAAAUUGCCGAAGAAGCUAAAGUAAUUGCAGAAGCCACACAGGAAAAAUUAACACCAGUCUGCAAAAAGGUAGAUGAGCAGGAGCUGGCUCUGUCUGUGCUUGAAUUGCAAAGAAAAGAAAGAAAUUUGAGACUGAGAUCAGUACCUGAAAAUGAAAAAAACAACCUGGUGGACUUUUUGACAAAAGAGUUUUCAGACUUCUGGCAGCUGAACCCAGAGAAGGAAGAAUUUAAGAUAGUGACUGCUUUUAGAUUGGGCAAAAAACAAAAUAGAAAGAAACCAAGGGAUUGCCUGAUAAUAUUAAGAUCUAAAGAAGAAAGAGAUAAAAUAUUAAGUUUACAUUUUCAAAGAACCUUAGAGAUUGAAGACAAUUACGUGGAAAUUUUCAAGGACCUCCCUAAACACAUUUUGGAGGCGAGAGCCCACUACAAGGACAAAGAGCAGUUCUUAGAAGAGAAUGAGGAGGACCUUCUGAAGGAGGUGGUGGCAGUGGAACUAACCCCAGAAGUAAAGGAAGCUACAGAUAUCCUAAACUUAACAUUUGGACUUAAAUCACCGACGGAGGACGAACAACUGCUUGGAGCAGUUGGAGGGGAAAUAUUUGUGUUCCUGCCCAAUUUGGUAUGUGACACUCCUAUUGCCACAUGCACUGUUGGUACUCCUCUUUCUAUUACGCACAAGUAUUAUCAUUCUGGAGAUCUCAUCAUUGCUGGAAUUAUUUCUCAGUUCUACAUGACAUUUUCUUCAUCGGAUUUCAGAACACAUCCAUCUGAGACACUGAUUGAUGAGAUCAUACUCUUUUUCCAAAACUAUCAGCAUAUCUUGGCCUUGGUAUAUGCUGUAAAGGAGAUCAAUGAAAAUCCACAAAUGUUGCCUAAUGUUACCCUGGGCACGCACAUCUAUAAUAGCUAUUUCAGAGCAAGCUGGACCUACCUUGCUUCCAUGGACCUUCUCUCCACCCAGGGAAGAUUUAUCCCUAACUUCAAGUGUGAUGCCCAGGACAAUGCAAUAGCUGUUAUCACAGGACCAAAUUCUCACAUCUGUCAUUUCAUGGCGCACAUUCUUAACAUCUACAAGAUGCCACAGUUUGUAUAUGGCUCUGCUCCAAUGACCAAUGGCAACCCGGAAGCUGUUUUCUUCAACCGAAUGUUCCCAAAUGAGGACCAUCAAACCUGGGGAAUUCUUCAGUUGCUGUUGUAUUUUAAGUGGACAUGGAUUGGGGUGGUUUAUAUAAGUAAUGACAGUGGAGAGAAAUUUAUGCAGAAUGUGCUCCCCAUGUUUUCACAAAGAGGUAUAUGCUUCGAUUUCAUAGUAGAACUGCCGAAAGAAUCCUUUUCCAGUAAUUUUGCUGAAAUAAGUAAUGGCUUUUCUCGAGUACUCAGAAUUAUGCUGAGGAGCAGUGCCAGCAUUGUGAUCAUACAUGGUGAUAUUCAGCUCACGGUAAUUCUUAGAGUGAGUCCAAUGUUUGCUGAAUUUGAGGGCAUAAAAAUGAACAGUAAAGGUAAAGUGUGGAUUAUGACAGCCCAGAUGGAGUUCACAUCAAUUCCCUCUCAAAAAAUGAUGGGUUUAGAGGCCUUCCAUGGAGCUUUAUCCUUUGCAGUUCCUUCCAAGCAGGUAAUAGGAUUCCUUGAAUACCUUCAGAUGAAAAACCCUACCUUGGAAAAGGAAGAUGGUUUUAUCAGGGUCUUUUGGGAAAAUGCAUUUGACUGUUCUUUCCCCAUGAAUGACACCACAGAUAAAGAAAUGUGUACUGGAGAAGAGAAGUUGGAGACUCUUCCUACCUCUGUUUUUGAAAUGAGCAUGACUGGGCAUAGCUACAGUGUCUACAAUGCUGUCCAUGCUGUGGCACAUGCUUUGCAAGCCAUGCAUUCAUCCAAAUUUGGACACAGAGCAAUGGCAUAUGAUGGGAGAGGGAUUCUUCUGAAGCAGCAGCAGUGGCAG